This is a messenger RNA of Paramacrobiotus metropolitanus, 1146 nucleotides long. RefSeq names its product 5-hydroxytryptamine receptor 1B-like. Gene Ontology annotation, cellular component: membrane. The transcript has a single exon. NCBI's taxonomy places the organism in Eukaryota, Metazoa, Tardigrada, Eutardigrada, Parachela, Macrobiotidae. Gene Ontology annotation, biological process: G protein-coupled receptor signaling pathway. The record is from RefSeq and is a predicted model, not a curated record. Bases 1 to 1146 code for a protein of 381 amino acids. Gene Ontology annotation, molecular function: G protein-coupled receptor activity.
AUGAACAUACCCGGUUACGCACAUUUUAUCCAGAAUGUCACCAACCUAACCGCUCAUCAUGGAAACAGAUUGCCACUGCAGAAUACCAAAUUCAUGGGCUAUAUCUACAUGAUGCUGACCAUCUUCAGUUAUUUCUCCAAUACAUUCCUCCUUUUUGUCUACUACCGCUGCCCGAGCCUGCACACGCCGUUUUCUAUCUACGUGGUCAGUUUAUCCAUCAGCGACCUUUGUAAAUCCCUGACCAAUGGUAUCAUGAAGACCACCAACAACCUGCAAUUACCGUGGUUCCUGGGUGAUCCUUAUUGUUUGCUUUGCAUGUUCAGCGCCCGCACAGUGACCGCCAUUAUGCGCUACAUCCAAGUGCUCAUUAGUUUCAACCGUUUCUGGGCCGUGACCUUUCCCCACAGUUACCGUACCCAUCAUAAUAAAAAAUUCGCGGUCGGCCUCGUCAUUGGCGCCAUCUUAUUUGUCAAUGUAUGGGCACUGCCUGGAUUCAUAACCCAAGACCUGCAUAAUCGCACCGGCACUGAGAGGAAAUUCUGCUUGGUACCGUUUGAAAAGCAGACGUCGGUGUAUUACUAUUUCUACGGCGUGAUCAUUAAUUUAGUGCCGCAAGCUCUGAUAAUUAUGAUGUAUCCGUUUAUUUACUACAAGGUCAAGAAGGUCCUUCGGAAUAAAAAGAAAAUCGGUGCAGCGCCGACGCCUUCGAAUUCCGGAGAACCAUCAUCCAAACCUUCCAAACCAUCGAAAGCGUCCUGUUUGUCCGUGCCGCGUAAAAACGCUCAGCAAACCUACCAAAUGUCACGAGCCGCUCCUUCCAGUGCCGCUAUAAGCGAGUUCGAAAUGGAAGAGCGGCCUAGAUUGCCCACACCACCGGCGUCCAAAGAGCUGGCCAAGAAAGCUCCAGUCCACUCUUUUGGAACGCGGCAUUUUGCGGUGCUGACGGCGCUGCUGAUUAGCGCCACGUUGAUGUGGACACCGGUACAUCUGGCCUACACCCUCAUGAUGUCCGGGACGUUUGUGGAUUUUCGCUAUUUAGGGGUGGCGAAUUUGCUUUUUGCGCUGGAUUGCACUCUGAAUCCGCUGCUGUGUCUGCUGUCGUCUAAAGAAUGGCGGAAUGCCGCUAGAACGCUGUUUCGCCACUAA